Messenger RNA from Lodderomyces pseudojiufengensis, 333 nucleotides. RefSeq names its product transcription elongation factor. The coding region runs from base 1 to 333 and encodes 110 amino acids. Gene Ontology annotation, molecular function: RNA polymerase II complex binding; zinc ion binding. Gene Ontology annotation, biological process: chromatin organization; positive regulation of DNA-templated transcription, elongation; mRNA processing. The transcript has a single exon. Lineage: Eukaryota; Fungi; Ascomycota; Pichiomycetes; Serinales; Debaryomycetaceae. Gene Ontology annotation, cellular component: DSIF complex; nucleus. The record is from RefSeq and is a predicted model, not a curated record.
AUGUCAACAAGAUCAGAAAGAGCAUGCAUGCUUUGUGGCAUUAUACAACCGUCAAAACGAUUUCAAGAUGAUGGAUGUCCCAAUUGUGAAUCAUUAUUACACUAUAUGGAAUCAGGAAAUAUAACAGAAUGUACUUCUCCAUCGUUUGAAGGAUUAGUUGCAUUAGGUGAAAACAAUAAAGGAUCUUGGGUGGCGAGAUGGCUUAGAAUAGAUAGUUUUGUAGCUGGAUUAUAUGCGGUUAAAGUUAAUGGGAAACUACCUCCUAGAAUUGUUGAUCAUUUGGAAAAUAAUAACGUUAUAUAUCGACCAAGAGAUGGAAGUGCAGAAGAUUAA